CGCAGGUUGUACCAGAGCGCUGAGCGAAACUGAGGAAAAGAACGCCGUGGACCCUGCGGUUCGCUGUUUAUUCAACGCGUUUACUUCAAUGCAUACCUGCCAAAUUCAGCGGCAAGUUUUUUGUUUUUAGACACGCCACACAAGUACUUACUACCUAAAACCAUGACGGAGCCACAGUCAGCGCUGUUACUCAGGAGACAGCUGGCAGAACUGAAUAAAAACCCUGUGGAGGGCUUCUCAGCAGGUUUAAUAGAUGACAAUGACCUUUACCGAUGGGAAGUUCUAAUUAUUGGUCCUCCAGAUACGCUUUAUGAGGGGGGUGUGUUUAAGGCCCAUCUCACCUUCCCAAAAGAUUACCCGCUCAGACCCCCCAAAAUGAAAUUUAUUACUGAAAUCUGGCAUCCGAACGUUGACAAGAGCGGUGAUGUAUGUAUUUCUAUUUUGCACGAGCCCGGGGAGGAUAAGUAUGGUUAUGAGAAGCCAGAGGAACGCUGGCUCCCCAUUCACACGGUGGAAACAAUCAUGAUUAGUGUCAUUUCCAUGUUGGCAGAUCCCAACGGAGACUCCCCUGCAAAUGUAGACGCAGCAAAAGAAUGGAGGGAAGACAGAAAUGGAGAGUUCAAAAGGAAAGUUGCUCGUUGUGUAAGAAAGAGCCAAGAGACUGCCUUUGAGUGACAUUCAUCCAGCAGCGUGUAGCUUCACUUUUCAGGGUCUCCAACUGAGAAACAGCACGGCACUAUUUUCCUGCACUCUACACAGCCAUUGCCAGACUGGUCCUUAGUGAGCACCGGCGGGCAUGGGAUGGCAGAAGCAGGCUGUGGUGGAGCGCAGUGCCAGUCACGGAUGCUGACCACAACGACGACAACAACAACAAUAACAACACGGAAAAAAAAAAGCCUAGCAAGUGCCAACUUUAAAAACGUCAAGCGAUGAUUCUGAAGUCUAAAUGAACUGCUUCAGCUUUCAGGAAGAAUUGUAAAGAGCUGUAUAUACUACACAAACGUUAGGCCGGAUAAUAUAUGAACUGUUCUUAUCCAUCCGUAAAACCCAGUACCAAAUAAGGAGCGCUUUCUGUAUUUGGAGUAUGAAUCCUGUAAAUUCCUGCCCAGACCCAAGCUCACCCCCCAAGCCCCCUCCCUCCUUCUUUUCCUUGUGUGCUGUGACAGCAAGCUUUGGGGAAGGGUGGUGGCUCAAACUGGGUUCGGCUUUACAUCAGCAUCCUGCAGUUAGCAAAACUUACUGGCUCUCUAAAAUAAUUAGCACCAAGGUCAAGGGUCAAACACUCCUCACUUUCUCGAACUGAAAACAGUGUUUAGGAGGGUACAAAAAAACUAAUGCUUGUCAUGUUGGGUCCCUUCUCGCUUUCAUCCCCUCAGGAAGAAAAAUGACCAUAAAUCGUAGUUAUUUGAAGAUUUUUUUUUUGGUUGUUCUUUUAAAUUAAGGUGAUCAUACUUUGAUGGCUUUGGUUUUCCAGCAUAACAUGGUUGAUUAGACCUUGUGUGACGGGGGUUGAGUUGCUUCAAAUGGAUGUUUUCAGCUGAAGUGUUGCAUGUGAAAGAGCUUUUUUUGUGGUUGACUUAAUAGUUUUACUCUUUUUCUAAAGUGCCUCCUAGUAAAUUGCUUGGUAAGUACAUACUGCAUUACACAAAAGUUCAGGGCAAAAAAAAAUUCUGAAUAAAUUGCUAGGCACCCAUUAAGUGCCCCUCCCCGUUUUUUUACCCUUUAUACCUGGAUAAUUAUAAACAGUGCAUAAUAAUUAAUAACAAUUUGGUGUAGCAAUAACUUUUUUCUUUAGUGGAUGGUGCACCCUUUGCAGUUUGUUUUCAGUGUCAAGGAGAGAUCUGGGACACUUGGAACUCAUCUCUCCUGAUGUUCACUUAUCGAAGCAAAUUGUUUUUAACAGCUUGUUUUGUGGUGUUAUAGGUAGGGUUUAUUAAGCAUGCUUACUCGUAGGUUUUCGUGCUUCUUGGUUUAUGUUUUUGUUUUUGUUUUCGGUGUGCGUGUCGGUGAGAGUGCUUGUGAGUGUGCGUGUUGUGUCUCCACGUGUGAAAGUGUGUGCAUUUUAAGAAAUUUCCCUCCUUUAUUUUUUAUUUUAUUUUGGCUUGGAUGGACUACUGCAGUUUUCUUGCCUAAUGUACAAAGACAAAAUACUGAUGUAUAUUUUUCAUGUAAUGGAGAUU
Molecule: messenger RNA, 2180 nt
Organism: Megalops cyprinoides (Indo-Pacific tarpon)
Lineage: Eukaryota; Metazoa; Chordata; Actinopteri; Elopiformes; Megalopidae
Product: ubiquitin-conjugating enzyme E2 G1
Exons: 6
Coding region: 163-675 (170 amino acids)
Biological process (GO): protein polyubiquitination; proteasome-mediated ubiquitin-dependent protein catabolic process
Molecular function (GO): ubiquitin conjugating enzyme activity
Source: RefSeq, a predicted model, not a curated record